AUGACCACCCUUCCUCAAGCUCUUUUCUUCGACGUCUUCGGGACGGUCGUCGAAUGGCGUGAGAGCGUAACCACUGCUUUGCAGACCUCAGGCAAGAAGGCUCUUGAAGAUCCGCAUCGAGAUCUCCCAGAUGAACUGCGGUCCCGGGUGUCGUCGUUCACCAAAGCGGACUGGCUCGCCAUUGCCGAAGAAUGGCGGAAGUCCUACGGCAAAUUCACGAGGUCCUUUGACGCAUCAAAGCCUUUUGUCAGUGUUGAUCAGCAUCACCAUACUGCGCUGCAGGAUAUCUUCAAAGAGCACGGUAUUCGAGAGCUGUUCACCGACGACGAGCUAAAGGAAUUGACUCUGGCAUGGCACCGGCUAAAUCCUUGGCCGGACAGCUCGCGCGGGCUUGAGGCGCUGAACAAUCAAUUUAUCACUUCAACGCUAUCCAAUGGGAAUGUGUCACUCUUGGAAGAUCUCCAAGAAUAUGGCAAUCUGCCAUUUACCCACUUGAUCAGCUCAGAGAACUUUGGAGCGUAUAAACCUUCGCCGCAGGUGUAUCUGGGCGCUGCCAAAUUACUGCAGCUCGAGCCUUCGCAGUGUGCACUCGUGGCGGCACAUCUGGCAGAUCUCGAAGCAGCGCGAAAAUGCGGGUUCCAGACCAUCUAUGUGGAGCGAGAGAAAGAGGAAGAGUGGACGAUGGAGAAAGCGGCCCAGGCAAAAGCAGAUGGGUCCGUAGAUAUGUGGGUGAACAGUGGCGAGGAGGGUCUGAUUGAGAUCGCUCGGCGCUUCGGUGUCUUUGAAUAA
This is a messenger RNA of Penicillium oxalicum, 789 nucleotides long. Its product is annotated as haloacid dehalogenase, type II. Gene Ontology annotation, molecular function: hydrolase activity, acting on halide bonds, in C-halide compounds. NCBI's taxonomy places the organism in Eukaryota, Fungi, Ascomycota, Eurotiomycetes, Eurotiales, Aspergillaceae. The coding region runs from base 1 to 789 and encodes 262 amino acids. The transcript has a single exon. The record is from RefSeq and is a predicted model, not a curated record.